This is a messenger RNA of Arabidopsis thaliana (thale cress), 1102 nucleotides long. RefSeq names its product rotamase cyclophilin 2 (gene ROC2). Gene Ontology annotation, molecular function: peptidyl-prolyl cis-trans isomerase activity. The coding region runs from base 151 to 681 and encodes 176 amino acids. The transcript is spliced from 2 exons. Gene Ontology annotation, biological process: protein folding. Gene Ontology annotation, cellular component: cytoplasm. NCBI's taxonomy places the organism in Eukaryota, Viridiplantae, Streptophyta, Magnoliopsida, Brassicales, Brassicaceae. The record is from RefSeq and is marked reviewed.
GAGAAAACAGAUCUCUCUGUCUCAACUCAAACAAUCAAAAGCCCUAGUAAAACCCUAGCCCCCAAAGCCCUUGUGCCAUUGAGCCGUUAUAUAAAUCCUUCACUCGCUCCUUGAGAAGACGAAUUUGAGAUUGCCUCUGCAAAGAGUAAAAUGGCGAAUCCUAAAGUCUUCUUCGACAUCUUGAUUGGUAAGAUGAAGGCAGGGCGUGUUGUAAUGGAGUUAUUUGCAGAUGUGACUCCGAGAACAGCUAAUAAUUUCCGUGCUUUGUGCACUGGGGAGAAUGGUAUUGGGAAAGCAGGGAAGGCUUUACACUACAAAGGCUCAGCCUUUCACCGUAUAAUCCCAGGGUUCAUGUGUCAAGGUGGAGAUUUCACUCGUGGGAAUGGAACUGGAGGAGAAUCUAUUUACGGGUCUAAAUUUGAAGAUGAGAACUUCAAGUUGAAGCACACUGGUCCAGGGAUUUUGUCUAUGGCUAACUCUGGUCCCAACACUAAUGGUUCUCAGUUCUUCAUCUGCACAGAGAAGACUUCGUGGCUUGAUGGGAAACAUGUUGUUUUCGGGAAAGUUGUUGAUGGAUACAAUGUGGUCAAGGCAAUGGAGGAUGUUGGCUCUGACAUGGGAAAUCCUUCUGAACGAGUUGUGAUUGAAGAUUGUGGUGAGCUCAAGAACCCAAGUUCAUAAGUUCUUAAAACAUUGGGUGGGUUGAUCUUGACAGGUUAUUCUAUCAUAUGCUGUGAAGCAGAGACAGCAUCUUAGCGUUAAGGUCAAUCUAGUCUGUGAUGCACUACUUUGGUUUUGACUAUAUCAUAUGAACCUUAGGAAGUGGUCCAUCCUUGUAAGUUGUUUUCUUAAAACUCUUGUGUGAGAAUAGGAUGGAUGAUAAUAAUGGUUAGUUUCUUUAUGAAGACAUUUGGUUUUGUAGCUUUCUUAUUUUGGUGUAGUUAAUAUGAAUGAACCAAACUCUUCUUAGGACUCAUUUGCGAAUAUGUAUCCAAAAUUGCUGACUUUUCGAAUUGGGCAGAUUUCACUUCAUAUGCAGAACAAGAUAAACUUUCUGAUCAUGUGAUGAUAAAUAUUGUUUAGCCAACGCAUCACACAUUUC